Cryptomeria japonica (Japanese cedar) is the source of this 4065-nucleotide messenger RNA. Its product is annotated as TMV resistance protein N. The transcript has 5 exons. Gene Ontology annotation, molecular function: ADP binding. Lineage: Eukaryota; Viridiplantae; Streptophyta; Pinopsida; Cupressales; Cupressaceae. The record is from RefSeq and is a predicted model, not a curated record. Gene Ontology annotation, biological process: signal transduction; defense response. Bases 96 to 3938 code for a protein of 1280 amino acids.
UCUACUCCUGCAAACACACACCAUAAAAUUGCCCUCCUCACCCACCAGUCUUUACUUUCAGAAAUUUCUCCUUCUCAAAGCUUAUUCCAGAUUUCAUGGCGUCUACCUCUAACACUGGGCGUCAACCAGAUGAUGAGCACACAAAUGCAUCUCAAGAAAUUGCUUCAUCCCCAUCUAUUUCUUCUACCCUGUUUUCAUCCUGUUUCAAUUGGCUCUCUUUCUUUCUUUCUCUCUGUUCAACUCAAUCCCAUUCCUCGCCAGAUACAUCUUCCUCUACUCCUCUGCUUACCAAUGCAUUUCAAGAGAUAGUAUCUACCUCUGCUACUUCCUCAAUGUCGGGGAAAAAGGUGCCCUACGAUGUGUUUAUCAACCAUCGUGGCCCUGAUGUCAAACACACGCUAGCAGCCACUCUCUAUCAUACCCUCUCUGUCAUGGGGUUGAGGGUUUUUCUUGAUUCCCAAGAGCUUCAAUUGGGGGAAUAUUUGCCUAAAGAAAUUGAAGAAGCAAUGCACAGUGCUUCGCUCCAUAUAGCUAUACUUUCCAAGACCUAUGCACAAUCCCCCUGGUGUUUAGCAGAGCUUUCAUAUAUGCUUAAAACUGGCACCCAAAUUAUUCCUAUUUUCUACCAUCUUCAGCCUGGUCAAGUCCGACAUGGAAAAGGAAUGUAUGCUGAUGCGUUCUCCCAGCACAUAAAGAAGGGUAGAUACAGCUCAGAAAAGAUCCAGGAGUGGAAGAAAGCUGUCGAAGAUGUUUGCAGCAUUGUCGGCGAGAUCAUUGAUAACAAUGAUGACUGUGGGAGGGUGGUCAAGAAUAUUGUCAGUCGUGUUUUGAAAGUAAUACAAAAUGUGCCGUUUGUGGUUGCCAAACACCCAGUUGGUCUAGAUGAAGCUGUCAUAGACUUUGAAAGAACAACACUUGAGUCUCCAGAGAGUGAAAGCAUUGUGCAAAUAGUGGGAAUUUGGGGCAUGGGUGGUUCUGGCAAAACCACUCUUGCUAAGCAGUUAUAUAAUAAGAAAUACACAACUAUGGAAAAGUCUAGUUUUCUGUUAGAUAUUAGAGAUGCUGAUUCCAAAAGUGUAUUACAUCAGAAACAGCAAAAACUCUUAGGAGAUCUUGGUCUUCAGGGUGUAUCAGUUGACAAUAUAGAAGAAGGGAAGGGCAUCCUUGCCUCUCGUUUGAGAUCUGUUCGAGUGCUCAUUGUUUUGGAUGAUGUGGAUAAUGUAGAUCAGAUGGAUGCUCUAGUGCCUGAGAAGGAUAGUCUUGGACGGGGUAGUUUGAUUGUAGUGACUACAAGAAAGCUUGAAGUACUCCAACGUUGGGGUAUCUCGUCCAUUUAUAAAAUGAAAGCACUAGAUCCACCUUAUGCCAAGAAGCUUUUUUGUUGGCAUGCUUUCUUAAAACCAUGUCCAGAUGAUGGAUUUGAGAAUCUUGUUGAAGAAUUCAUCGAGGCUUGCAAUGGCUUACCACUAUCUCUUAAAGUAUUUGGAGCACAAUUAUAUGGCAUAUCCAAUAAAGAUUAUUGGAAGAAUCAAUUACAAAAGAUUGUUAGGAUACUGCCUGAUAAUAUAAAAAAUAGACUAAAAAUAAGUUAUGAUGCCCUAGAUUAUGAAGAGAAAGAAGCAUUUUUAGAUGCAGCUUGUUUUUGUAUUGGUCAAAAGAAAACUUCAGUCAUUGCAGCUUGGGAUGGAUCAAUUGGGAGUGGACUGUGCAGUUGGGAAAGUCUCUUGAAUAAGUGCCUUAUUGAACUUGUGAAUGAUGAGUACAUAAGAAUGCACGAUCAUUUACGAGACUUGGGAAGAGAAAUUGCAAAUCAUCAGUCACCUUACCGUCUUUGGUCUUCUCAACAGAUUAUUAAUGUUCACAAUGAUGUGCAGGGAAUUGCCAUUCGAGCAAUCAUGGUUACAAGAGAUGAAUCAACAAGCGAGGUUGAGCAGUUUCCUCAAUGUUCCGAGCGUGGAGAGCUCAAAGUUAACACAAGCAGAGGAUUUCGUAGCCUGGCGCCAUCUUCUCUUGGAUUAAAAAUUCUUCAAGUGAGUGGAAAUUAUUAUAAUCAAGUGAUUGGUGAUCUAUCAAGAGAGCUGGUAUGGCUUCGUUGGUUUAGCAUUGAGCAGAGAAAUCUUCACUCAUUGAAUUCAAUGAAAAAUUUGAGGGUUUUAGAACUCUACCAAAAGAGGGAUGGGAAAAAUCACUUAGAAGAACUGUGGGAGACUGACAGCAAUGCUCCAGUGCAACUGAGAGAGUUGCUAAUUUCUGACUGCUCUGAAUUCCAAAGAUUUCCAGAGUCAAUAGGAUGUCUCAGGCAUUUGAAAAAGAUAGUCGUGAGUGGUGGGAGCAAGGUGAGCAAUCUGCCGGAUGAAUUUUGUCUUCUUCAAUCGCUGGAGCACCUGGAGCUAGAAAGGUGUCGGGAGCUGUCAUCGCUACCCUGCAGUUUUGGCGAUUUGAGAAAUCUGAGGCACCUUCGUUUGUCUGAUUGCGUGGAAUUGAGGAAGUUGCCAGUCUCUUUCAAGAAGCUCGCACUCCUGCAACACCUCAACUUACAAAAAUGUUCUAACCUCAUCUUAGAUUCAGACAUUUUGGAAAACAUGACACACUUGGAGCAUCUGAGCUUCUCUGGUUGCAGGGAAUUGGAAGAGUUGCCUCGUCACAUCACAAAUCAGGCCUCAUUGACACUGUUAAAUUUAAAUGAUACAGGGAAGUUGAGGGACAUACCAGUGAACAUCGGCCAACUGAGCAAGUUGCAACAGAUGAGGAUCGGAAGUGAGUUGUUGACAAGCCUGCCAACAUCUAUUGGAGAUUUAUCUUCCUUGACUAAUCUUCAAAUUGUAAUGUGUCCCAACCUGGAAUGUCUACCCGACUCUCUAGGUCGUCUUAAUCUCCUAGAGUGGUUAUAUAUAAAGAAUUCAGGAGUAAAAUCCUUACCAAAAUCAGCUGGGCAACUAAUUAAUCUCCAAACACUAUCUAUAUCGAAUUGCUCAAUCAGUGAAUUAGAUCUUGUAAAUUCUUCGUUGCACAAUCUUAAGAUCAUAAAUCUGGAUGCAAUUGAAGUGUGCAAGGUUUCCAUCUCCGAAGACUGUUGUCCGGGCCUUGAAUCUCUUCAUCUUAGUAACAAUAACCGUCUAACAGAGAUAGAUGUCCUUCCAACUGCAGUCAAGACGGUGUAUUUGGUACGGUGUAAAAUGUUGAGGAACAUAAAGGGUAUUGAAGGUCUGGUAAACAUUCAAUCGCUGUCGAUAAUUGGGUGCCCUGAGUUGGAUGCGCUUCCCAGUUUUGCACAAUCAACUUUUCUUCAACAGUUUGAACUGAAAGGGUGCUAUGGAGUGAAGAAAAUCCAUGGUCUGGAACAUUGCAGAGCAUUGGAGAGGCUGACAGUGGAUACGAGAUGGAAGGAGGCGGGUAUAGGAAGUUUGGAGCGCAUGGUAAGAUUGAGACACGUGGAUCUCAGAGCAAUCAGCAGACCAGGCGUUGAAGGUUGCAUUCAAAGCAUGAAGAAUUUGCAGAAAUUUCCCGACGAAACAUUCAUAUGCACGCGGGCGGUUCCUGAUGCGGCCUCACUUGUAAACUCCUUUGACUUUGUGGGUCUCUCCGUGGUUGACUCCUUCGCUAAACAGGAAAUCAAGUCAGGAGCAUCCCUCAAAUGCCCAUCCUCUGCGUGCUGCCUUCUUUUAUGUUUUGUUGUGAAUUGUGAAUCUCCAAAUACUUCAUUGAAUUUAUUUCACAAUAAUUUAUCUAUUUGGGAUGUUCCUAUGGAGGAGGGUAAAUGGGUAUGGACAGGUGUCAUCACACAACAUUCCAGGAUCCACAAUCGCAUUCCACUUCACGGACAAUCAAGGGUAGAGUUCUAUUCACUAGCAGAAGCGGAGAAGGGAUUGGUUGUGAGGGGAGAAGAGGAGAGAGUUGUGGAGGCUUUCAAUCGUUUAUGGGUGCUCUUAUCAGAUUAAUUAUAUGCAAAUACAAGUUAGGAAAAGUGUGGAAAAGGCGCCAUUUAAUGAUGAUAUUUAUUGUAUUUUUGGUAAAUUUUUAAUGUAUAUUAAAUUUAUUUAUUUUAUAAAUAUUUAUAAUUUUUUA